GCGGCCUCAUCCCCCGUCUCCCCAGUGUGUGUCCCGCCCGGGCGCGGAUGAGGCGUUCAACACUGCCGGAAGGCCGAGGCUGGAUUUAUGUGCCAGACCACAGCAUCGAACAACCACAGUUGGCAGGCCUCUAUCCUUGUUGAUGUGUCUGUCCCCCCGGCCUCGCUGAGAUAAGGUUAUUCAAAAUGGUCGACACCCGUGUCACUUACCGCCGUCGCCUGUCCUACAACACCACCUCCAACCAGGUCCGCAAGGUCCGCACCCCUGGUGGUCGUUACACCGUUCACUACAUCACCAAGCGCGGUAAGGUCCCCAGCUGCGGUGACUGCGGUUGCAAGCUGAUCGGCCUGCCUGCCUCUCGCCCGUUCGCUCUUUCUCGUCUGUCCAAGACCCAGAAGACCGUUUCUCGCUCUUACGGUGGCUCUCGCUGCGGUGGCUGCGUCCGCGACCGCAUCGUCCGCGCUUUCCUCCUCGAGGAGCAGAAGCUCGUCAAGAACCUUGCCAAGCAGCACGCCGCUGCCUCCAAGGCCGCUGAGAAGAAGGGCAAGAACUAAGAUGCUUGUAAAGUGUCCGGUUUUCUCGAUUCAAAACAUGUUUUCAUGUCCCACCUUGCUGUGAGAGAUGUUGUCCUCCAUACACACCACCCUUCUCCC
This is a messenger RNA of Fonticula alba, 653 nucleotides long. RefSeq names its product 50S ribosomal protein L34e. Gene Ontology annotation, cellular component: ribosome. The record is from RefSeq and is a predicted model, not a curated record. NCBI's taxonomy places the organism in Eukaryota, Rotosphaerida, Fonticulaceae. Gene Ontology annotation, molecular function: structural constituent of ribosome. The transcript is spliced from 3 exons. Bases 186 to 554 code for a protein of 122 amino acids. Gene Ontology annotation, biological process: translation.